GGGUGGGGGUGGGGGGUGUGCAGAGAGAGAGAGAGAGAGAAACCAUGAUGGAGGUGCCCAGGCACUGACAACACCAUGACACCCAGCAUCAAGCACUCGGAUUGUUUUACACCAAUGUUGUGCCACUGUAAAGUAGCAUGCACCAACAGCACCAUUUCGCUAAUGUUCGGAUGCAAGAAGUACAGGACUCAGGAUGAAGAUAGUUCAACCCCCCAGCAGGACCAAGGUCAGUCCCAGGCCUGUCCUCAGCACCCCUACCCUGGCUUGGAGGGCAGAGAGAGGGAGCUGCCGGGUAGCAACCACGGGACCCUCCGCAGCCACCAUGGAACCCUGGACAGGCACCACCACAACAGGGGGGAGAGAGAGGGUACAGAGGGCAGGGGAGAGGGACUGCCAGAGCUGGCCCAGGUAGCAGAGAAGAAACUGUCCCGAAUAGAGAACGUUCACGGAUACGUCUCCCAUGCACACAUCUCCCCUACGAAGGCAAACCCACCUCCAGUGGUGGUCAACACAGACAGUUUGGACACCCCCCCAUACGUGAAUGGAACAGAAGCAGAUUAUGAGUAUGAGGAGAUCACCCUGGAACGGGGUAACUCGGGGUUGGGCUUCAGUAUUGCGGGGGGGACAGAUAACCCCCACAUUGGAGAAGACCCCAGUAUCUUCAUCACCAAGAUCAUCCCUGGAGGAGCUGCAGCUCAGGACGGAUGCCUCAGAGUGAAUGACUGCAUAAUGAGAGUAAACGAGGCAGACGUGAGGGAUGUGACCCACAGUAAGGCCGUGGAGGCCCUAAAAGUGGCUGGCUGCAUCGUCAGGCUCUACGUCCGCAGGAGAAAAGUCCUCUCAGAGAAGAUCAUGGAGCUCAAACUAGUCAAAGGUCCUAAAGGGCUAGGGUUCAGUAUUGCGGGUGGAGUAUGGAACCAGCACAUUCCAGGCGACAACAGCAUCUAUCUCACCAAGAUCAUUGAGGGAGGGGCUGCACACAAAGACGGGAGGUUGCAAACAGGAGACAAACUAUUGGCUGUAAACAGCGCUUGUCUUGAGGAGGUGAGUCACGAGGAUGCCGUGGAGGCCUUGAAAAACACCCCCGAUGUGGUUUACUUGAAAGUGGCGAAACCCACCAGUGUCUUCAUGAACGACAGCUUCGCUCCGCCCGACAUCACCAACUCAUAUUCCCCUCACAAGGACAACCAUAUCAGCCCGUCCAACUACCAUAGCCAGCCCCAUACCCCCGACACACCCGGACGCUACUCACCCAUCCCCAAGAGCAUAUUGGGAGACGACGAGAUCACAAGGGAGCGCAGGAAGGUGAUGCUAUACCGUGGCUCUACAGGCCUGGGUUUUAACAUAGUAGGAGGAGAGGAUGGAGAGGGAAUCUUUAUUUCCUUUAUCCUGGCUGGUGGACCUGCUGACCUCUGUGGAGAGCUCCGGAAAGGAGACCGCAUCAUCUCAGUAAACGGGGUUGAGCUCCACAGUGCAACCCAUGAGCAGGCAGCUGCUGCUCUGAAGAACGCUGGACAGACGGUCAACAUCGUAGCCCAGUACAGGCCAGAGGAAUACAGUCAGUUUGAAGCCAAAAUCCAUGAUCUUCGGGAGCAGAUGAUGAACAGUAGAAUCAGCUCAGGCUCUGGCUCUCUACGGCCCAGCCAGAAAAGAACGCUCUACGUCAGGGCCCUGUUUGACUAUAACAGGACAAAGGACUCUGGGCUGCCCAGCCAGGGGCUUAACUUCCACUUUGGAGACAUCCUUCACGUGGUGAACGCCUCCGAUGACGAGUGGUGGCAGGCGAGGCACAUGACCCACGAAGAAGAGGUAGAUGAGGUCGGAGUCAUCCCCAGCAGGAGGAGGGUAGACAGAGCGCGGUUAAAGACUGUCAAAUUCAAUGCCAGGUCUCAAGACAAAGGGGUCCCUGACAACAAAGCACUGAGUGGCCAGGAGGAGUAUGUCCUGUCCUACGAGCCGGUCACACAGCAGGAAGUGAACUACACACGACCCGUCAUCAUCCUGGGGCCAAUGAAGGACCGUAUAAACGAUGACCUCAUCUCAGAGUUCCCUGACAAAUUUGGAUCCUGUGUCCCACACACGACCAGAUUAAAACGGGAUUACGAGGUGGAUGCCAGAGACUACCAUUUUGUGGUGUCCAGGGAGCAGAUGGAGAAAGACAUCCAGGAUCACAAGUUUAUCGAGGCAGGCCAGUACAACAACCACCUGUAUGGAACCAGCGUCCAGUCUGUACGGGAGGUCGCUGAGAAGGGGAAGCAUUGCAUCCUGGAUGUUUCAGGCAACGCCAUCAAACGACUACAGUCGACCAUGCUCUACCCCAUCGCUAUUUUCAUCAAGCCCAAGUCUGUGGAGAAUAUCCUAGAGAUAAAUAAGAGGCUAACAGAGGACCAGGGGAGGAAGACGUUUGACAGAGCCAUAAAACUGGAGCAGGAGUUCACUGAGCACUUCACUGCUAUAGUCCAGGGGGACUCUCUGGAGGAGAUCUACAACACGGUGAAAAUCAUCAUCGAGGAGCAGUCAGGACCCUUCAUCUGGGUGCCUGCCAAGGAGAAGUUGUGAAAGGAGGACAGAAGAUAGUACCCUUAUGUUCUUUAAGUGGUCUUCUCUGUCUUUUUAUUUUUACCAACCUGGCCUGCUGUGAUUGCUGGCCCUCUUGCCCGGAGCUUAGCACCCCCCCCCCCUCCUACACACACACACAUGCAUGCAUACAUACGUCUCCAUCUUUCUCUCACACACAAACACCACCCGGCUCCCCUCUGUCACACUGGCUAGAGAGCUGAUCACGCGUUGGAGUUGAUGAUCUAUCUUUCUCUCUCUCACACACACGCACAAAAUUAUUUAAUGCUGUCUCUUUCUCUCACACACAAACAUACACUCUCUGGGGUUUUCUUGGGCUGUCUCUGACUGGUGUCUGGAUCUUGUCUCUGGAUGUUUUUCAUACUUAUGGGGGGAUUUUUUUUUGGUACAAUUCCUUAAUGUUUAAGGAACAUGAUUUUAGAUGCAAUAUUAAUUAUAUUUUUUUCCCUUUUUUUCAUGUAUAGGUUCGUCAAAGGAAAUGACAUGAGGCAAAACUUAGCACGUUUAUAGCUUUAAAGAGCAUGUUUCGGACAUGUUUUCUUGUCACGUUUUUGUUCUUCAUUUCUCAUUUGGACUUGUAUCUGAACUGCAUUACUCAUCGCCAUUAUUUUUCACAUGUUGUAUAUCCAUGCACACCAACGUACGUCUCUGCUCAUCUGAAGCAGCCAUGCAUACCUGUUUUAGUCUUUUCGAACUACGCAGAGGUAACUAAGUGAGUAGUUGCCUAUCAUUAGCCACCUUCGUUCACUACGAUCCAUGAUGGUUUUAAUCUAUUCAUGUCACUAAGCUUUUGGAGGGGGUCUACUUCCCGACCAGAAAUAGAUUGAAUGAAUGAAUGGCUGUUUUUGAACUGACUCCAGGUGUCCAUGUAUUAAUAUUAGGAGCAAAACACUGAUGCAAAAUAAUGAAUUGUACACUGAGAUUUUAACUGAUAUUUAACCUUCAGUCUACUGCCUAUUUUGUUAUAAUAAAAUGUCUAUAUUGAGCUUUACUUAAACUCUUACAGAUAUGGGGAAUUAUUUUCUUUGUUGUUGAAGGGACAGUUUAUGAAUAUGAAUAUAUAACAGUACCAGUCAAAAGUUUGGACACCUACUCAAUCCAUGGUUUGUUUUAUUUUUUAAUAUUUUCUACAUUGUAGAAUAAGAGUGAAGGCAUCAAAACUAUGAAAUAACACAUUGAAUCAUGCAGUAACAAAGUGUUAAACAAAUCUAUAUAUAUUUGAGAUUCUUCAAAGUAGCCACCCUUUGCCGUGAUGACAGCUUUGCACACUCUUGACAUUCUCUCAACCAACUUCAUGAGGUAGUUACCUGGAAUGCAUUUCAAUUAACAGGUGUGCCCAGUUAAAAGUUAAUUUGUGGGAUUUCUUUCCUCAAUGCGUUUAAGUCAAUCAGUUGUGUUGUGACAAGGUAGGGGUGAUAUACAGAGGAUAGUCUUUUACCAAAUAAGGCUAAGUCCAUAUUAUGGCAAGAACAGCUCAAAUAAGCAAAGAGAAACAACAGUCCAUUACUUUAAGGCAUGAAGGUCAGUCAAUCUGGAAAAUUUCAAGAAUUUUGAACAUUUCUUCAAGCGCAGUCACAAAAAGCAUCACGUGCUAUGAUGAAAUUGGCUCUCAUGAGGACCGUCACAGGAAUGGAAGACCCAGAGUUACCUCUGCUGCAGAGGAUAAAUUCAUUAGAGUUACCAGCCUCAGAUUACAGCUCAAAUAAAUGCUUCAAAGUUCAAGUAACCGACACAUCUCAACAUCAACUUUUCAGAUACGAUUGUGUGAAUCAGGCCUUCAUGUUCAAAUUGCUGCAAAGAAACCACUACUAAAGGACACCAAUAAUAAGAAGAGACUUGCUUGGGCCAAGAAACACAAGCAAUGGACAUUAUUAGACCGGUGGAAAUCUCUCCUUUGGUCUGAUGAGUCCAAAUUUGACAUUUUUGGUUCCAACCGCUGUCUCUGUGAAAUGCAGAGUAGGUGAACGGAUGAUGUCUGCAUAUGUGGUUCCCACCGUGAAGCAUGGAGGAGGUGUGAUGGUGUGGGGGUGCUUUGCUGGUGACACUGCCAAUGAUUUAUUUAGAAUUCAAUGCACACCUAACCAGCAUGGCUACCACAGCAUUCUGCAGCAAUACACCAUCCCAUCUGGAUUCUGCUUAGUCCCAAUAUCAUUUGUUUUUCAAAAGGACAAUGACCCAACACACCUCCAGGCUGUGUAAGUCCCAUCUGACCAAGAAGUAGAGUGAUGGAGUGCUACGUCAGAUGACCUUGCCUCCACAAUCACCCGACCUCAACCCAAUUGAGAUGGUUUGGGUGAUGAAUUGGACCGCAGAGUGAAGAAAAAUCAGCCAACACAAGUUUUCAGCAUAUGUGGGAACUCCUUCAAGACUGUUGGGAAAGCAUUCCAGGUGAAGCUGGUUGAGAGAAUGCCAAGCGUGUGCAAAGUUGUCAUCAAGGCAAAGGGUGGCUACUUUGAAGAAUCUCACUUUGAAGAAUCGCAAAUAUAAAAUAUAGGAUAGGAAUAUGGGUUAAGUUUGGUAACCAGACACAUGUAAACCCUGACUCUGAACUCCAGUGACUGGCUGAGGUGUAAAACUGUGUGUUGGUGAAGCAGUGUAAACUAACCAAUGUUGUGGCAGCUGGUUCUUUCCCCCUGUCCAUUCCACUUCCCCGUUAGUUUUCUUUUUCAUGUGAUGUGCAUGGUUUUUUAAAAGCAAUGGUCUUUAUUAAAUAAAAAGACAAGGGGGGAAAAAAAACAAAAAAAGGAGCCUGUUCACCAAGGAUUGUGACAAGGUCAUAUCUUCAAGCUCUGCAUGGGGAUCAUCCAGACAAACACAGCAGAAUUGUGUACACACAGCAGUAGACAGUCCUCAAGUGUGUUCGUAUCUGAAUGGAAAAGAGCUGACAGCGCUCUCCAAAGCGCAAUGCCUUUACAUGUCCUCCGGAUGGCGCUGUGCUGGAAUCUUCCCUCCCGCUCCUGCUUCCACAAAGAUGAUUGUUUUCUAUACAACUUCUUCUUCUUCAUCAGCUCACCACAGCUUUCUAUCUCACUUUUGGAUUCGAGUCUGUAAAUAAUCCCCUUCCUGAUUCAUUCCAUUUGUUAUGAAAAUAACUGCCAAUAAACCCUUUCUCCAAA
This is a messenger RNA of Oncorhynchus masou masou (cherry salmon), 5693 nucleotides long. RefSeq names its product discs large homolog 1-like protein. Gene Ontology annotation, biological process: embryo development; neurotransmitter receptor localization to postsynaptic specialization membrane; establishment or maintenance of epithelial cell apical/basal polarity. Lineage: Eukaryota; Metazoa; Chordata; Actinopteri; Salmoniformes; Salmonidae. The transcript is spliced from 21 exons. Bases 76 to 2559 code for a protein of 827 amino acids. Gene Ontology annotation, cellular component: neuron projection; neuromuscular junction; postsynaptic density membrane. The record is from RefSeq and is a predicted model, not a curated record. Gene Ontology annotation, molecular function: kinase binding.